Microtus ochrogaster (prairie vole) is the source of this 1153-nucleotide messenger RNA. RefSeq names its product leukocyte immunoglobulin-like receptor subfamily B member 4. Bases 1 to 768 code for a protein of 255 amino acids. Gene Ontology annotation, biological process: immune response-regulating signaling pathway. NCBI's taxonomy places the organism in Eukaryota, Metazoa, Chordata, Mammalia, Rodentia, Cricetidae. The transcript has 4 exons. The record is from RefSeq and is a predicted model, not a curated record. Gene Ontology annotation, cellular component: plasma membrane.
AUGACCCUGAUGCUCAGAAUGCUGUUGUGUAUUGGAACUCUCCCAAAGCCCAUAAUCUGGGCAGAGCCACAUUCUGUGAUUGUCAUAUACACACCUGUGACUAUUUGGUGCCAGGGUUCCUGGGAGGCUGUGGAGUACUUUCUAUAUAAAGAGGGAAGCCUAGAUCCUUGGGACAGACAGCUCCCUCUGGAACAUGAGAACAAGGCUAAGUUCCACAUUAAAUACAUGUCAAAUGGCUUUGCAGGAAUAUACAAGUGUUACUAUAAGAGUCCUGCUGGCUCAUCAGAGCACAGUGACACACUGGACCUGGUACUAACUGGAGUCUAUGAUAAACCAAGCCUAUCUGUGUGGCUCAGCCCUGCUGUGACUUCAGGAGAGUCAAUAACCAUGCAGUGUAGCUCAUCACUGGAAUUUGACAGAUUCAUUCUGAUCCAGGAAGGAAAACAUAACUUCUCGUGGACACUGAACUCACAACAACAUGCCAAGAUGUCAUUCCAGGCUCAUUUUGUUAUGGGCUCUGUGACUGCCAACCACAAUGGAACAUUCAGAUGUUAUGGCUAUUUUAAAACUGUUCCCCAUGAGUGGUCAACAUCAAGUAAUCCCCUUGACAUCCUUAUUUCAGAACCUCCAUCCUCACAGAACCAACAUCACAUAGUUGAAAAUCUCAUCCGGAUGUUCAUGGCUGCCUUGGUUCUAGUGACUCUAGUGAUUCUGCUGUUAGAGGCUUGGUACAGCAAGAAAAUGGAAAAAGACUCAAUUAAGGGAUAAACAAGAAAAAAAUACUGCACACCACACUUGAGAAGACUGUGGGGAAUAAUUCUGAUGGUUCCGUUCCAUUUUGUAAUGAAAAUUGUAUGUACAUUAAGGAACUGUAUUCUGAGAUGGUCCAGGUACCUAGUAUAUUACAGGUGCAUGGAAUUCUGGAGUUUAUGUCAAGAGCACUUUGUCUGCUCAGCUGUGUUCCUUUCCCCACACCUCACUGUGGAUACCUGCUCACUUAGUCCUCCUCUUCUUACCUGCAUGUGUCAUGUAUGCCAUGGGCCCUUGAUUCUCUCACUUUCACAUAACAUUUUCCUUUACAGUGUCAGAGUAAAUAUUGUUCAUCAUGGGUCUUUAUCUUUACGACUGACAGAGAGAAGACAGGAUGAAAACA